UGCUUUUGUUUUUUAUUAUUACUUUCCCGUGUAUUUUUAACAUUUUUAUCUGUCGCUCAAUUGCUAUUUUUGUCUGUUUAUUGCUGCUCAAGCAAGCACAAUUCAACAGACCUCUUCUUUUUUCCUUCUAUUUUUGUAAUUCCAGGGAAACUCGCCCUUACUGGCCACUCGUCCAGCCUUGACAUUGCAUUCAGAGCGAGAAAAAAAACGCAGAAAUGGGGCUGUCCAAAGCGCUUUACCGGCGCCGAGUCCUAGUUAUACUUGUGCUAGCACUCUUUGCACUGUUCCUGCUAUUCAGGCGCAGCGAGCCGGCCACCGCCGCUGACAACCAGCCGGUACAUAUGGAAGCAGCCAAGAAAAUGCAAGUGGCAAACCUAAAUGAGGUGCCCCUCAGGGACGGGUUCAUCAAGGACCCGACAGAGUACUUUGUGCAGUCGACGCUGCGGGACAACCAUGUGGUGAUUUUCAGCAAGCCCGAGUGCCCACACUGCCGGGCGGCAAAGGCGCUCUUGCAGUGGUAUCGCGACCAGCGGGGGCUCCGGUAUAUUGUCAUUGAGAUGAGUAGUGAGAAGGAUCUCCAAGGCAUUCGGCAGGCGCUGAAGAGCCUGUACCAGCGCACGACGUUCCCCAGUAUUUUUAUUGAUGUGCAAUGUGUUGGCGGGAACGAGGAGCUGCAGCAGCUUGAGGGUAGUGGCCAACUGGCACAGAUGCUGACAGAUAAGGGGUUGCUCACGGCACUGCUUGCCGACCGUCCUGCCAACGCUGCUGCUGCGCCUGAAGCUGCAGCAAAGGAUAAGGUAAAGGUGGUUGAGCCUGUGAAUGAGCCUGUGAAGACGCCAGCCAACGAGCCAGCGAACCAAGCCAUGCAACAGGAGGAACAGGCGCAGAAGCCAGCGCCCUCGGCGGCAGAACGCAAGGUGCGCACGCUGAUCAAGAAGCACCGCGUGAUGGUGUUUUCCAAGACGUACUGCCCGUACUCACGGCGCGCCAAGCAGCUGCUGUCGCAGUACCACGACGGGCGCGGGCUGGAGUUCACCGUGCUGGAGGCUGACUUGGAGGCGGAUCCAAUGGAGAUUAAGGCCGCGCUGGGCGCAGUCUCCGGCCACUUUACGUUCCCGAACGUUUUUGUUGAUGGAAAGAGCAUUGGCGGCAGCGAUGAUCUUGCGGCGAUCCACGCCAACGGCGAGCUGGCCCUGCUGCUGAAGGAAAAGAGUCUGAUCGUGUAGAUUAAAACUCGCUGAUCAGAUCGGCUCUACUAGAGCUUUUUCCCCUGAAAAAAAGGCGGCUCACGCAAAGUUUUUUUUUUCCAUUUUUCCUCUCCGCCCUGCAAUCUCGUCAAAAUGAAAAUCAAGAGUUUGUUUGCCAAGCUUCUUCUCUCUUCUUGCUA
Molecule: messenger RNA, 1387 nt
Organism: Kickxella alabastrina
Lineage: Eukaryota; Fungi; Kickxellomycota; Kickxellomycetes; Kickxellales; Kickxellaceae
Product: thioredoxin-like protein
Exons: 1
Coding region: 216-1226 (336 amino acids)
Biological process (GO): cellular response to oxidative stress
Cellular component (GO): cytoplasm
Molecular function (GO): glutathione disulfide oxidoreductase activity
Source: RefSeq, a predicted model, not a curated record